AUGAGUCGCAAUGACAAGAAGCAUCACCGGGCGAACGUCCUGGGCACCGCGCAGGACCAAAGCGUCCGGCUUUUUGCCUUCACAAACGCCCGGGGUGGGUAUUCGGGGUGCUUUUCCCCUGAGGCGCCUUUGAUGAUUUUGAAGACCCAGUCCUCCCGCCAGCACCCGUGCGUGCAGUGGAAGGACCUCAGCGCGGUGGUCUUCCGCGCCGCGCCGAACACGACCCACGCCGUGUACCUUUUGGACACCUCCCCCCUCCACGCCUUCGCGGUGGACGCCGUUCUAAAGCGCCUGCGCAACGUCAUCAGCAAACUCAACCCCCACAACGCGACGUUGGUGGCCGUCGGGGUGGCCGCCCCGCUCGCCCUGGCGUACGCGUUAAUGGGGGAGAAGAGGCUCGGCCACCGGGACCGGCUCGUGGGGCGGGUGGUGCUGGCUUUGCCGUCCUCCCUGGAGGCCUGCGGGCGGGUCCUGCGGGCGGCGAGGGAGGAGGAGGGCGCCGCGCCGGGGCUUUACCCUGCUCCGGAGUUGGUCGUGCUGCUGGACAACGCGGCCGACCGCGGGCGAUGGUCGGCGGGGCUGGCGGAGGCCGAGUCGGCGGGCCCGUUGUUUAAACGCCGGGUUCUCACCGAGGACCUGGGGCCAGACCUCUUCGCCGCGAUCGCGCACCACGCGGGGGUGGUGGCGGACGGGACGGAGGUUGAUCUCGCACGACGCCUUUCGGCUCCGCGGGUGUACCGAAUCGACUUUGUACUGAGUGCCCAGACAAAGUGUGUGGAGCAGGUGGUGAGGCGCUGCGUGUUGGAGGACGACGGGCCGAAUGCCGGCGACGACGGCCUUGCCGAGAGCGGGGGCCGCGAGCAGCCCGGCGAAACCGCCGCCGCCACGGCCGAGGCGAACGACCCCGAUGUCCAGAGCGAAUGCGAGGGGGAAUCUGAAAACGAGCAAUCCCCCUUUUUUGGCCUUUCCGGGCUUCCGCACCUGACGAGCGCCGUCCGUCUGCUGGUGGAGGGUCGUAUUAUGAACCUGGCCCGUGGGGUUGUGGGCACCGUUGAGGGGCAGGUGGUGGUAAAGGGGCUAGAGUCCUGCAUGCGAGAGACGGCGCCGGACCUUUUGCGGCGUGUGAAAUCAACCAACGAAAAAGGGGUAGCGGUAGAGCUGACGGCCUCGCUUGCACGGGAUAAGCCAGGUCGGACGCAUUUGCACCCCCACACGCUGCGCGCGUUAACUCCAAAAGAGACGCAGAGUUCGAUCACGGUUGGGGACUCGGUAGACAGUUUACCACCCUACAACCUAUCUGAUAUCGCGUAUAAUUAUGGUGGUAUUCUGAUACGCGGUCGGAAAUGUGCGCUAAUUCGUGAUUUAUCGGAUAAGCGUCGUUCUAACCGGAUGUAUUUCCCUUAUACCCCGGCCUCGUCGUCGGAGACGGCAACCGAGUGCGCGAUACGUGCGGUGUGUGAGGGUUGCGAUGUGAGCUGCGAUAACUUUUUUGCGCCGUCCUGGAUCCCGCCAGUGGUCUAUUAUGAGCGAACGGAUGAAUUCCUUCGGUGCAUUACGCUGUAUAUUAUGUUCGCGAUCGAUCCAUCUCCCCAAGGAGUCGAUGGCGAUCGGUUCGAAGAUGCGCCGGAUCCAGAGGAGCCAUACGACUGGACCAGUUAUGAUCGUGCGCGAAUAUUGCUGUCAUUGGAAGCUGAGCGCGAGGCUUUGAUGGAGGCCAGACACCUACUCCGAAAGGCCGACAUGGUAGGCAUGUGCCAGCGCUUUCCAAACUAUGGUCUGUUUGGGGAUUCCACAGAUGAUCUCCCAUCAUCGAAAAGCGCCUUAUGCUGA
Phytomonas sp. Hart1 is the source of this 1830-nucleotide messenger RNA. Lineage: Eukaryota; Euglenozoa; Kinetoplastea; Trypanosomatida; Trypanosomatidae. The record is from the annotation of a GenBank genome assembly.